Molecule: messenger RNA, 6786 nt
Organism: Petromyzon marinus (sea lamprey)
Lineage: Eukaryota; Metazoa; Chordata; Hyperoartia; Petromyzontiformes; Petromyzontidae
Gene: LIG4
Product: DNA ligase 4
Biological process (GO): nucleotide-excision repair, DNA gap filling; immunoglobulin V(D)J recombination; DNA biosynthetic process
Cellular component (GO): DNA ligase IV complex; DNA-dependent protein kinase-DNA ligase 4 complex
Molecular function (GO): ATP binding; DNA ligase (ATP) activity; DNA binding
Source: RefSeq, a predicted model, not a curated record
AGGGAGGGAAGUUUGUAUGGUUCGAUUAGGGAAGUCGAACUAGUGAUGAUCUUGUUGGUUUUUAUCGUUAGGCUGUUAGUAGGAUCACUAUUUUCCGAGUCACUGAUCCGGCUGAAAUUAAGUCCUGGGUAAAACUAUUAAAAUAAAACAAAAAAAACGAGGCUAUGGUGAUGGCCUCAACACUCCUCCUGUAUGGGUCACGGUAAUGGGCUGUGAGAUUAGCGAUGACCAAGCAGUGUGUGUCUGUGGAGAUGGGCUGAUCAAAGAUAACCCGAAUUAACGCAGCAGUACUUUAAAAGAUUUUAUUAACUAGAAGAUAUAAGCCUGCAGUCAUGAAAGCUUCAAAAGGAGUCCUGCAGUCGGGCCCUCCCUCAUCUCCUAGGUCGGGCGGCGAUUUGGGGCCUUUUAGCUUCAAUUCUAUCCUACGAAGCCUCAGCUAAAGGUACUUGUGUGCAUGAUAGGGGUUUCCCCCUUUUUUCUGGCAACCAAACGGGUUUAAAGAUGUUAAAACACCAAACUGAAUGGUUCUGGCAAAGGAGGCCCCAUGAUGUGUAUUAUAUGCAAUAGUAAAAUCUAAACUACCCUCGGGAAUUAAUAUACAAUAACGUUAAGAAUUGUAUAGUAAAACCAUUGCGAAUGCUACACCAUGUUAGAGAACAGUCCCCCUGUGCUAUACAUUAUUAUAGGGCAAGAAGUGUUAAGUUAACAUAAUAUUUUUAGCAAAAUGUACACAAAUAAAUUUGCAUACGUUUUUACAUUACUUUUCUUCCUUUUGAAGAAAUAAACACGGGGACUUUCUCCUGCAAUGUCGCACGGUAGAAACGUCAACUAAUCCUUAUGACGGUACCCUGGGGUACCAAAUAAUACGCCGAGGCAAUUAAAUAUUUUAUAUCUGGGACACUAUUUUUGUCCAGGGGUGUAUUUCACUCCGCGACUGAGGUACAAAUUAAUCCGAAAUCGGUGCCACGCUCCACGAUGUCGACACGCAGUGAGGUCGAUUGCGCUGAAACCCUGAACGCUCCCGUACGCACCGUAGUGGUGCAUCGUAGUGUCCAGCCCGUCGAGAUGAGUCGAUUGCUGCAUCGCCGACCAUCGACAGACUAAGAAUGACUGCAUCACGGACAUUAUGCGAGAGCCGGGGUCACUAUGGAACCCCGGGGUACCGCCAUGAGGUCCAACUGUUCAAACGUGUUCAUAAGUCGCGUUGGGAAAUGGGUCGCUAAUGAAGUUUUUGAGUCGUAAAUCGAGUCGUAAGUGGCCUUACAUAAACGUAAAUCGAGGCACGAUUGCCCUUAGACGUCGUAAAUCGAGCCACGAUCAGCCUUACGCGGCUGUCGUAACUCGAGCCGCGGACGGCCGUAUAUGGACGUCGUAAAUCGAACCGCAGGUGGCUUUACACAGACGUCGUAAAUCGAGCCGCGGUUGGCCUUAUAUAGACGUCGUAAAUGCGUGUCGCAAAUUGGACUUCUAAACCGAAUGCAACAUUUCCAAAACUUUAGUUCAAUAUACAUUUUAACUGACCUUUAAAAAUUACGAAAAAAUCCAGGCCUAAUUGAAAUAUUUACGCUUCGCAAAUGUUACGCGCUCAAAAAAAAUCCAGCCACACAUGGGUGUGAGUCCGUAAAAAGUCAGUCCUUCUAGAAGAGGGGUAGUGUAACCAUACUUCACCACGCUGGACAGGGCGGGGUGCACAGACGGAGCGCAUAGAAGUAUUGUACAACGAUGGAUUGUGCUCUGCUGCCCUCUGCUGCAGUAUUGUAUGUCAAUUUAAAUAGACAUACAAUACUGCAUCUCUGUUAUAUCACGGCAUCGCUGUGAAUAGAGCGACCUCCAGUGGCUGGAGGGGGCUCAAUGAACCCAUCAUCAUCAUCAUUAGCCACGGUCAAUCCACUGCUGGAUGAAGCCCCCCCCCAAGUGAGUGGACACACAUUGCCACUCUUGACCGCUCCAAUUCUCUCCGAAGCGAUCGGGGCCUCUUGAGAAGAGACUAAAAUUGGCAGAUUCGUGCCGACUGAUGGAACGCGUACAAUCAUCACUUAUUUUUCACGUCGACGGAUAUUUAUUUUGUCACUGCAGGGAUGGAGUUUUUUUUUUAGCAGUAGCUUUGUGUGUUUUGUUUAUAUACAUCAACACUCUUGCGCCGGCUUCGACAUUCAGUUUUCUCAUCAGCAGAGCGAGGUUUGUUUCACCAUCGGGCUAAAUGAAUGAGAACUCAGCCCCCACUUAUUGACUUCCCCACACCCACCCCUUUAAUGACAUGGACAGGCCCACCGCGCGAUGUAUUCAAUACGCGACGACUGUACCAAGUGCGCAGAACAGGGGUGCGUGGAGGUGACGUUAUGGCUUGAUCCGGAACAGGAAGGAGUCAAGCCCCUCGUGAUUAAAGAACAACCUCGGACUCUUUACUUUAUCCCAGUUGGUAAGGCCCACUGGGCAGAGCAGCUCUUUUAAAAUGACGACCGCAGCCCAAGACCGUCUAAAGGGAGGGAAUGUGCAAACUUACUAGAGCAAAAACAAAUCUUAUUUACACGAAACUUGCGCUCCGUUGAAGACGGCCAAUGGCGAAAACAUGUUGAAAGUCCGAGAGACUAACACGAAUACCAAUACAACUGAACAAAGCAAUCCCAAAACCGGCCAACAUGGCAUCUUCAGCAGCAACGGCAACAACAUCGACCGAAGCGUCAAUCACGGUGGCCUCCAAGGUGCCCUUUGCCGAACUGUGCAAGACCCUGGAGAAGAUAAGGUCCAGCAAGGCGCGGCCGGAGAAGGAGCGUCACUUCAAGGAGUUCCUCGGCGCCUGGAGGAAGUUCCACAACGCCCUGCACCACGGCGGUGAUGCCGGCACCACGACCACGACCACCGACUCCUUCUACCCGGCCAUGCGGCUCGUCCUGCCCCAGCUGGAGCGCGAGCGCGUGGCGUACGGCGUGAAGGAGAGCGCGCUCGCCAAGCUCUAUAUCGAGGUUUUGGGACUCCCGCGAGAUGGGAAGGACGCCGCUCGGCUGCUCAACUACCGGGCGCCGGUGGGGGGCGCCCAGCGGGGCGACGCGGGGGACUUCGCAUCGGUCGCCUACUUCGUGCUGCGCCCCCGCUGCUCGGCGGGCGGCACGCUCACCGUGGAGGAGGUGAACCGCCAGCUGGACGCCCUGGCCUCGGGCAACGCGUCCAAGAGCAAGGAGCGGGUGAAGACGAGCCUGCUGACGCUGCUGGGCAGCACGUCGGCGCUGGAGCAGAAGUGGCUCAUCCGCAUGGUGCUCAAGGAGAUGAAGAUGGGCCUGAGCCAGCAGAGUAUCCUGGACCUGUUCCACGCGGACGCCGCCGACCUCUACGGGGUCACGGUGGACCUGCACAAGGUGUGCCGGCAGCUGCACGACCCGGCGGCGAGCUGCGACGACGUGCAAUCGGUGCGCCUCUUCUCGGCGUUCAAACCCAUGCUGGGCGCCGUGGGCAAGAUGGACCGGGUGGAGCGGCUCAUGAGCCACCAGCCCUUCUAUGUGGAGACCAAGCUGGACGGAGAGCGCAUGCAGCUGCAUCGCGACGGCGACGUUUACAGGUACUUCUCCCGCAACGGCUUCGAGUACACGGCGCAGUUCGGCGGCGCACCGACCGAGGGCUCGCUCACGCGCUUCGUGCACGCCGCCUUCGCCCCGCACGUCUCCAGCGUGAUCCUCGACGGCGAGAUGAUGGGCUACAACGCGCGCUCCUCCACCUUCGUGACCAAGGGCGGCCGCUUCGACGUGAAGCACCUCGGGGCCGACGCCGACUCGCCGCUGCAGGCGUGCUUCUGCGUCUUCGACGUGCUGCUCCUCAACGGGCAGCGGCUGACAGGCGAGCCCCUGCGGCGACGCGACGAGCUCCUGCGCGAGACCUUCGCGCCCGUCGAGGGGCGCCUGCGGGCGGUGGAGAAGCGCGAGAUCCGCACGCGCGGCGACGUCGCCGACGCCCUCAACGACGCCAUUGACAGCCGCGAGGAGGGCAUCAUGAUCAAGGACCCGGCGUCCGUCUACAAGCCGGACAAGCGCGGCUACGGCUGGUACAAGAUCAAGCCCGAGUACAUGGGCGACCUGAUGGACGAGCUGGACCUGCUGAUCGUCGGCGGCUACUGGGGCAAGGGCAGGCGCGGCGGCAUGAUGUCGCACUUCCUGUGUGCCGUGGCGGAGGUGGCGGAGGACGGGGAGCGGCCGGCGGUGUUCCACACGCUGUGCCGCGUCGGCUCGGGCUACACCAUGCAGGAGCUCUACGACCUGGGCCUGAAGCUGGCACCACACUGGCGCCCGUACCGGCGCAAGGACCCACCCGGCUGCAUCCUGUGCGCCACAGAGAAGCCGGAGGUGUACCUGGAGCCGUGCAACGCGGUCGUCGUGCAGGUGCGGGCGGCGGAGAUCGUGGCGAGCGACCAGUACCGCACCGGCUGCACUCUGCGCUUCCCGCGCAUUGAGCGCAUCCGGGACGACAAGGCGUGGCACGAGUGCCUCACGCUGGCGGGCCUGCGGGCCCUGCGGGCCGCCGGGCGGCUCACCAAGCGCCACGUGGACGCCGCCGCCACUGCCGACGGGGACGGAGACAGCGACAAGAAGCGGCGGCGUCGCGCUGCGGCCACCGCUGCCGGCCCGGGGUCUCGCCGCACCAUCGCUGUGCAGGAGCGGUUCAGAGCGCAGGACCUCUCUGGGGUGGAGCGCAAGAGCGAGCUCUUCCAAGACGUGGAGGUGUGUGUGAUGGGCGGCACGGCGGAACACCCGAAGGCUCAGCUGGAGCGGCGCGUGGCGGAGUGCGGUGGCUUCAUCGUACAGAAUCCGGGCUUGGAUACCUACUGUGUCCUUGUGGACGUCCUGACCGCCCGCGUGCGCAACGUCAUCGGGGCCAGCAAGCACGACGUCAUCAGAGCGGGCUGGCUUGUGGAGUGCCUGGAGAGGGGCUCGCUUGUGCCGUGGCAGCCGCGCCACGUGGUGCACCUGACGGAGGAGACAAAGCAGGAGUACACCAAGGAGUUUGACGAGCACGGCGACAGCUACUUCUCCCCGACGGACGAUGCGCAGCUGCGCGAGGUGUUCGGCCGCAUGGCGGAGCGCGGGAAGGGGAAACCGGUGCCCGCAUGCACCAUCGCCGACAUUGAGGAGAGGUACGGCUGGGCCGGGCAUCCAGCGGUGCUGUUCCGCCGCUGCGUCUUUUACCUGGACAUGUACACGGAGGUGGGCGACCCCUCGACAGCCCUCGCCAACUGCAGCCUGGAGCUGCUGGGGCUGCGGCUGCGGGCGCGGGGAGCCGUGCUCACCUCCUCGCCCACUGCCGGCGUCGCCGUGUCACACGUGCUGUCGCUGGCGGACGACGCCGGGCGCCUCGGGCGUAUCAAGGCGGCGCGCCGCAGGCUCGCGGGCAAGUUGUUCCGCGUUGUGCACGCGGAUUGGGCGACGGAAUCGCUGCGAGCGGGGCGGCUCGUGGACGAGCAGGAGUAUCUGCUGUGAGGGCGUGGCAGCGUCACGAGAUCUGGCGGCGUGGACAGCUUGGGAUCGCUUUUGAGGCUAGGUCGUUAUUUUACAACAACGGUGGUGAACCACGUGGCCCCGUGGGUCGUACGCUGCCGGCGACUUCAUUUAAUGCGGCCCGCAGCCACGCGCGCCCUGUAACGGUAUCUUAGCGGCACUAAUCGGGUACUGCAGGGGAAUAUUUUCGACCCGCCAACUCUUUGCGUUUUCAAUUUUAGCGUGCUCGGUCACUUUUGUCGCUGCAAGGGCAUCUCGCAGUGACUGACAGAUGUAGCUGAAGUGUGUGUGUUCGUGUGUGUGUUCGUGUGUGGUCCCACUCAAGAUAUUUGAAAAUCCUAUUAGGUGUCCCCUAUUUGACGAGGAAAUAGCUCAUUGGGAUAGACAAAUUAAUAUCAUAUGUGGGAAUUUAUAGUCGCAGCCAUAUAAUUUUUACUCACGUUUCUAAAUGUGGAGGGCAAAACUGGAGGACUCGGAGAAAAAUCCACGUGGCCACGGGGAGAGCCACGUGGAGAACAUGCACAGUCCAAAUAUACAGGUGUCGGGUCGGGAUUAGGGUCAUAGGUCGGAGCAUAUGACCUACCGUGGCGCAAAACUAUUUGAGCUAGAUGAAAAUAUGAGCUCAAAGAGCUAAAUUGUGAACUACAAGAGGAACAUCAAUAAGCACGUGUGUAAAAUGUCAAACAUGAAAGAGUACAUACCCGAAAUAUUUUAAACAUGGCAGUUUUAAAUAUGAAAAGUUACGUAUUUCAUCUUGAUAUAUGAGAGGUGCAGAAUAAUAAUUACAUUUAAAUGAAAAAUAUGCUGCAUCUGCCAGCGGCUGGUAAUAUAUGUUAGAUUAUUCAUGCUGGUGAUUGCCAAUCAGUGAUUCACAUCAGUGAUUUGAAGAAUCAACAAAAGAUACGGGCACUGCCUCGUUACGUAUGCACAGUUAUAAGUGACAGCAUGGAGGCACUCCUCCAGCUAAUGCAGUGCCCUCAAAAAUCACACGUGAGCAGUGUCUUCGAUAUACCCACGUGUUAAUGCGAUUGUGUGAUAAUGACAAAGUAUUUUUCAUCGCCUGCAAGUGUGUUUCUUGAACGUAAUUUAAAACACGGUUUGUAAGCGUCGUGACAAGCUUUCAUAUUAUUCGACGUUUUGCCGUGGCGCGAGAUGUACAAGUAAAUUAUUGUUCUUUAUCGAAUCGUUACGUUUGCUCUGCCGCCUACUCCGCUUGACUCGUGUUUGAUUGGUCACGUUGUUCGUUCGCAGUGAAUGAACGGAAGGGGGUUUGCGUGUUUUUAAAAAUAAAAAUGCUGUGUGGUUA